AUGGCCGUCCCCGAGCACCCCGAGGGCCGAUCUACCCGAGCACCCAACGACGAAAAGCAAGUUCCCAACCAAACCGACUCAACCGAUACCGAAUCUGGCAAGGGUACACUCACCUCAGGCUCCCGAGGGUUUUCGGCAGCUCCCGAUGGCGGCGCCCGCGCGUGGCUCGUCGUCGCCGGGGCAGCCUGCAUCUUCUUCUCGUGCCUGGGCUUCAUGAACUCGUUCGGCGUCUUUCAGGAAUACUACAUGGCGAACCAGCUGCGCCACCAUUCCCCCGACGACGUCGCCUGGAUCGGCUCGCUGACGGCCUUCCUCCAGUUUGCCGGCGGCGCCCUCGCCGGCCCCAUGUUUGACCGCUUUGGCGCCUGGGUCAUCCGCCCGGGGGCCGUGCUCUACGUCUUUGCCCUCAUGAUGAGCAGCAUCUGCAAGGAAUACUGGCAGUUUAUGCUGGCGCAGGGCGUGCUGGCCGGGUUUGCCAUGAGUAUGCUGCAAGUUCCUGCGUUCGCGGCCGUGUCGCAGUAUUUUGAUAAGAAGCGUGGCGCCGCACUGGGACUGGUCGUUUCCGGCAGCUCGAUCGGAGGGGUUAUUUUCCCCAUUGCGCUGUCCAAGAUGCUGAACGGAUCCACACUUGGGUUCGGUUGGUCGGUGAGGGUGAUGGCGUUCGUGGUUACUCCGCUGCUGGCGUUUUCCUCUUUCGCUGUGACAUCGAGGUUGCCGCCGAGGAAAACAAGCUUCUUCAUCAUGUCGGCGUUCAGGGAGGCCAGGUUCAUGAUGCUUAUCGUUGCCGCAUUCUGCUGCUUCAUCGGCAUGUAUACACCGCUGUUCUACAUUCCGACAUACGCCGUUUCCAGGGGCAUGGAGCGUACGCUGGCGUCAUACCUGUUGGCCAUCGUCAACGCCGCCUCGACGUUCGGGCGGAUCAUCCCCGGCAUAUUGGCCGACAGGUUCGGCAGGCUCAAUGUCUUUGGCCUAGGUGCCUUGCUCACGGGCAUUAUUGUUCUCUGCAUGAACACUGUUGUCAGCACGGCAGGGUUGAUCGUCUACUCCGUCUUCUUCGGCUUCACAUCUGGCACCAUCAUCUCGGGUGCAUCCGCUGCACUCUCGAUCUGCACCGACGAUGCUCAAAAGCUCGGCACUUACAUGGGCAUGGGCAUGGCACUGGCAUCCACGGCGUCUCUGGUUGGGCCGCCGGUGAACGGUGUGUUGCUGGACACAUAUGGAGGAUUCCUUCAGCCGGCCAUUUUCAGCGGCGUUAUCUGUUUGGCUGGGGGCGUCCUGGCGGUUGCCACCAAGGUUACAACGCCGAAGGGUCUUUUUGGCAGGGCCUAG
This is a messenger RNA of Parathielavia appendiculata, 1329 nucleotides long. Its product is annotated as MFS general substrate transporter. NCBI's taxonomy places the organism in Eukaryota, Fungi, Ascomycota, Sordariomycetes, Sordariales, Chaetomiaceae. The coding region runs from base 1 to 1329 and encodes 442 amino acids. Gene Ontology annotation, biological process: transmembrane transport. Gene Ontology annotation, molecular function: transmembrane transporter activity. The record is from RefSeq and is a predicted model, not a curated record. The transcript has a single exon. Gene Ontology annotation, cellular component: membrane.